GGUACAUUUUAGGUACAAUUUAGCCUGUUAACAUUAAGAUGAAGAAUAAAGGCUCCUUGCUCUUAGGGAUUCUAUUUUUAGUUGUAUUUACCGGAUAUGCCACAAGUCUAAGGACUGGAGGUCGCAACGUGCUGACCAGAUGGGUAACGACCUAUACAACUGAAAGAUAUUCCACAGCUGUCAGAACAACAAAUGGCCAGACAUGUACAAGAAUCUACACCUGGGGUUGCUGGAACUGCAGGAGGUGUAGAACGCAAUACAAAACGGUCAUGCGAAGUUUUACCAGAAGCGUAGCAAAACAGAAAGCAAUAAACUACUGUGCUGUAGGAUGGAGAGCAAAUGGCGACGAAUGCACUAUACCAAUAUGCACUGGUGGAUGUCAGAACGGGGGAAGAUGCAUCAGUCCAGAACGAUGUCAGUGCACCUCUGGAUGGCAAGGGACUAAAUGUAGAUCCGACGUAAACGAGUGCGCUACAAACAACGGCGGCUGUCAGCAUCACUGCAACAAUACAGCAGGGACCUAUACUUGUUUCUGUGAUCCGGGUUACAAAACUUCUGGAAAUCAAUGUCUAGACAUUGAUGAAUGCAGUGGACCGAACAAAUGUCAGCAAAAAUGUGUCAAUAGGCCUGGGAACUACUCGUGUAACUGUCACGUGGGAUAUCGACUUAACAAUGACUCAGUAACUUGCUCAGACAUAGAUGAAUGUCCACAGUCUUUAUGCCAGUAUAAAUGCAACAAUACUGAAGGGAGUUUCGUAUGUACCUGCCCCCGAGGUUAUCUGUUGACGACCAAUAAAAGAGAUUGCGCAGAUCAUGAUGAAUGUGUCACGGGACAUCACACCUGUCAUCAGCGUUGUGUCAAUCAUCCUGGAGGUUACAGCUGCGCAUGCGACAUGGGCUUUACUCUCAACAACGAUAACCAGUCAUGUUCAGAUAUCGACGAAUGCAAGUUAAAGUUUGCUGGUUGUGCACACCAAUGUAACAAUACCAUAGGCAGCUUCCAGUGUAUGUGUCCAAGCGGAUAUGUUUUGGAUGCUGAUAAUCGAAGUUGUUCAGAUCGCAAUGAGUGCGAUGGUGAGCACAACUGCGGCCAGAUUUGUGGGAACACACCAGGAAGCUAUUACUGUACCUGCAGGCCAGGGUAUUAUCUAAGUGAUGAUUUGAGAACAUGCAUAGGGUACCCAUGUGUAUCGAUAUCAAGGCCAGCCAAAGGGUACAUGAAUUGCACUGGAAAAACUGUGGAUAGCGUUUGUCAGUUUACAUGUCAGCCUGGGUACGAAUUUAUAGGAUCGCCAGUGCGCAUGUGCUUAACCAAUGGCAAAUGGAGUGGAAGUCGCGCUGUUUGUAAAGUUAGAACGUGCCAUAAACCAGCUCCACCAGCAAAUGGCUUUGUGAAAAUUCCUUGUUCAACCACUUACAAGGGAAAAUGCUCUUUUGGGUGCCACUCCGGAUUUUUCCUCAAUGGAAGCAAAACAGUUUCUUGCACCGAGAAUUCCACAUGGUUGCCGAUCCCUGGAAAAUGCCACGCAAUAACCGUCUGUCACCCUAAUCCUUGCUUUCAUGGAGGGAAAUGCAAUCCCAUUAACAGUACACAUUUUUGGUGUAACUGCACGAACACAGCAUACACAGGUAACAGGUGCCAUGCAGGUAUUUUCCGCAAACCGAUAUAUCCCCGGCUUCAACGAGGAAGCAGUGUAAACAUCACUUUUAAACUCUCCCCGCCGGAUAAACAACUUACUGUUACACCGAGUGCAUCGGGUUUAGAAUUUGUACCUGGUAGUUUGGUGAUCCACUCAGAGCAGUUGACGGAUGGAAAAUUGCACCUUGCAAACAUGACAAUAAAAGCUCUACUGCCAGGCAUGCAUCUUACUACUUACACCUUGUCUGGUGUUGGAGCCCUUUCAUACCAGAAGCUGCUUCCUGAUAUUGUAGUUGUUGUUGAGAACGAAACAUGUUGUAAUGAUGGUUUACUGAGCACUCUUCCUCUAGGAUGUCAUGAGGCCAGACUUCUCCAAUGUCCAGACAGUGACAAUUUUCUGUACGCUAGAUCAACUGAUCCAUGGAAACAAGCCCAAGGGACAGUUAGUACUGAAGGAGUUGCUACUCUCAUCUCUGCCAAUAAUCUCACUUUACCUUUGGGGAUUAGAGGAACAGCACUUGAGAAAUUGAAUCUCUCAAAUUACUCCGUUUUAGCAGACAACAUGUCAUGCAAAGCUCAACCACCAAUGGAUGUGCAGUGUCUUCCUUCCGAAAUCAUAGCAUCUGUAUUCUUGCAGUCCUUAAUAGCCAGCUUUCCUCGCUGGUUACGCUUGACUCCAUCAAAAACGCUGUCGAGCCUUGAGCCAAACGAAGCAAUCACUUACUUAUGGAGCGGACUUCAACUUAAGGGGGUUUUGAAAGGAUUAGGACUUUUCGUGAAUGAUCGAUCUUUGUAUUCAGCGCUUCUGUUCUCAGGAUCCUUAAAAGUCGAGGUAAACAAAGUUAGUGUGGUUCUUCCGAAAUACGAUGGUAAAAACAAGCACAUUGUUGUUACAGAUAUUUGUUCAAAUUCAUGGCCUGCUGUUGUACUCGUUAUCUUCAACCCAUUAUCCUAUAACGCUUUACAAGCCAUGCCAGUUUAUAAGCAACUUGCAUCACGAGGUUGGCAAGUAACUGUGAUGGCUCUACAGUUUUCAAAAGUUGGUGCACUCAAUUAUUCUGUAUUUACGGGAAAACGAGGAAACAAGCUUAUAUCAGGAAGUCUGGGAUUCUAUGGGAGAGUAGGAAAGACCAUAAUUGGUUCUCAUCCGGUCAGUUCCUUGGGUGUGCGUUUGGUGGGAAAUGCACUCUUUGGAGUAUCAAAUAUCGAUAAGGUAUGGGAAGACAAUCGAUUCGCGUGGAGGGCCGGGAUAAACGGAGAAGUAACGGCAGAAAUUAUUAUUUUCUUGUUGGAGCAAAAGGUGUUACUGGAUCUACAGCUACAUCGAAGUUCUGGACUCGUGAAGUUUGAAGAAUCUCCAAGCAACAAAUCUUGUAAGGUUGUAGACACAUAUGAAUUGUCACUUAAUGGCUACUUGGCAGCAGAUCCUUUCAAGCCUUCUCUUCUGGGCUCCUUCAUUGAUAGCAAAAACAGCAAAGUGUCAUUGUACGCGACUUCUCAGCGUCUUAUCAACUCCUCUGCAAAAGAGUCAAGCGAAUCUUCUGCCAUCCAGUUGGAAUUUUCAUUAACUGGCAUGGUAAAAUUUGGACCUUUGAGAUUUCCUAACAUGUCUUUGAGUAUUGAGACUUCCUCAGAAGAAUUGAAAAACUGUCAUGGUCAAGGUAGUUGGACGGAUUCUCCUGGAUUAACAAUUUCCGCCUCUUUUAACCAAGUAGAGGUCUUGGGGAGGUUCUUUACUUGUCUUGAGUCGGAUUUUCUGCAAAUUUUUCUACCCUCUACCAGCCAGAACAGUUCUGAAGGCGUCCUUGAAACCAGCGUGGCUUUGCUGGGAGAUUCGUUUAAAACACGGGUAAAAAUAUCAAACCAAUCUUUAAAUUUCGAGAAGGAGAUCAGUUUAUUCGAUAAUUAUCGACUUUCUAUUAAUGGCUCGAGUCAUUUGCAGUCAUGGGAUUUUCUGAGUUUGAGGCUCAUGGGAACUUUCGGUAAAUCUGACGAUGGCAGUCAUCAAAAGGCACUCGAAGAUACUGUUAAAGAAAUGAUAAAUGAUUACAUCAAAGUUAUUGCUGAAACUACUCUCAAACGGCUCAAAAUUUUAAAAAGUAUGAGGAAAAAAACUAAUGAAAGGAUCAGCGGAAGCUCAUUAAGACUCGCCCAAGCUGAGAAUAAUACUUACUCAGCCGUCGAGCAAUACCUCAGGGCCUUGAAAGCCGAACAUGCCGCCAUUAAGGAAUUACAAACGGCAGAGAAGGUUUUGACCAAUAGCACUGAAGAACUUAACGAACUCAAAGAAUCUCUUGAGCGUUUGUGUACAAUUGAAGAAUGUCCGUACAGUUGUGUUAGCGGAACAGCGUGUAGUACCUGUUAUGAAGAUCUUAUCAGCAGGGAGCAAGGGGUCUGUCCCGCAACUUGCCACAAUCUCCGGCAGGAAAGAUUUCCUCCAUUUUGGAAGACAUCAACCUGUGAGGAAGAAGACUGCGACCAUUCUGGAGGUAAACUUUGGGAGGGGUCUACUCUAUCUUGUAGCCUUGAAAAAAUUGGAAGAGGAGUCCUUAAACCAGCGAUAGCGGUGGGUGGAACAGCACUUUUAACAUCCGCAGGCGUUCCGCCAGUAGCUGCCUACGCUAUUUCAAGUGGCGUUGUAGCUGCUGCAUUUAAAUACGAUGAAAACAAAAAUCCGGAGGAAGCUGUGAUAACUGGUGGCGCGACAGGAGCAGGAAAAGCCAUAUUCCCAGAUGCAAGUAAUGACUUGUGGAAUGGUUUAGCAACCGGGGCAUAUGAAGCUUCGCAACAAUGCAAUAGUGAGGGUUCGUGGGAUUGCGAAAUGGAACCUUAUCCUUGUCCUGAGGAAGUCUUCAAUUAUAAGUACACCAAGAUACCUUACCAAUGCGAGACUUCGUGUGAGGUAAACGUCGUUAGAGAAACGAUCGCCACUCCGUGCUGCCAGGAAGUGAACUGUGCAUCACGAAUAAAAGAAUUAGAAUGCCAGAAAACAAAUGCGUUUUGUCGUAUUACAAGGCAAAAGGCCAUGUCGAAGUUGAAUUCAGCAAAAAAGAAUAUUUUAAAGCCUCUUAUGGAGUUACAACGAGCAAAGGAAGUAUUCAACAUAGUUCAUAUUGAGCUUGUUAAACGUAAAAUUGAGUUGGAAGCUGCAUCUGGUGAGCGUGACACUCUUCGAAGAGCGCACAAUUCUGUUUUAAAAGCGGCUGACAUUUCGUUGGAAUCGAAUGAAAAGAGUCGUGCUUUCAUUCACGACGCAGUUGCUCUCACUCAGCUAUGGAAUACCACCAACCAAACCUGCCCUUUAGACAUAAGCGAAAUUUCGUUCGAUGUUACCUUGUCGUCACCCUCUGAAACUCAAAUACCAGUAUUGUUCAAAGUAGCCUCCGGAAGUAAAGAGAAAACCGUCUAUUCCAUAAUUGACUUCGUAGCCCUAAAUGAUUCUCUCCAACGAACGGCUAAGCAAAUCGUCAAGGAACUUUUUGGUGAGGUGAAUGUUAUCCUGCGGUCUGGACAUCCAUUAAAUCAGCUGCAAACUCCACAAGGCAAUGGAAGAAAAAAGCGCACCAUUGAUGAACGGGCCUCUGACGUACCAAAACUGGUGGAAUUCAAGAAAAAAUGCGCUCUGGUGACAAACUACAACCGUGCCCUGAGUGAUAUCAUAGGCAAUCUUUAUAAUAUUUCCAGAAAAUCUUUACAGCUCCUUGAUAAUGUAACAAAUCCCAAUUCUAAGCAAAAACACGCAGAAUCCCGAAAGUACUCCCUGAAUAUGACCCAAGCUGCUGAGUUCGGCCUAACAGAAAAGGAAAUCAAUGAUUCCAUUAAUGCGGCAACUUCCGACAAAGAGGUAAUGAACGCAGCAAGUUUAAUUGAGCUUAGAAAUUCGACAAACCACAAAAAAGUGCAAACAGCAAUAGAUAUGGUGUUGAGAGACUGGGAAGCAAGUAUGGAGACUGUCUUCAACAGAACAUUACUGGAAUGCAGCGGUUUCAUUGACUGUAUGGAGGACUUUGUUGAAAACUUUCUCUUCCUUUACCAAGGGAUCGAUCUCCCUGAAGCAAUUCGUUUGCGGCGACAAAUUGCAAUAAUUGGCCAGGAAGUUAAAGAUCUUCUUUCCUACGAAGAUCUGUCAGUGUCUGAAGCGGCGAAUAAAGCCUCGAAAAUUCUGAAAAGGCUGAAAGACACUAGAGAUACAAAUGUCUUCUGUGCAGUCGCCCCUAACAUAACUCACCAUCCAGUGCCGAUAAAGAAUUUAAGAACAGGACAAACGCUGGUGCUGUCUUGCAAAGCGACUGGAGACCCUGCACCAUUUUAUCGCUGGAAAAAAAAUGGCGAGAUUAUUUCAGGAAGGAAAACAGAGACGUUACGCAUCGAGAAAGUAGCAAAAGCCGACAGUGGUAACUACACUUGUGAGGCUUAUAACCACUUAACAGUGGAACCAUCAACGCCUUCUUACAUAGUUGUGCACCCACCUCCUGUUCUGGUGUACCAGCCUCCUUGGAACAUGAACGUACCAGUGAACACUGGUUUUUUUAUGAAGUGUACGGCGACUAGCUUGUCAAAGCCACUUCGUUAUCAAUGGAUUCACAAGCCUUUUGGUGGAGAUAGUUAUACUUUGGUCCCUAAUGCUACUUUCUCUGUGUUGAAUUCUCACUCCGUGAAGAAAAACAUGGAAGGCUUUUACAACUGUAACGUUUCCAAUCCAUUUGAUUACACGCUAUCUCACAGCAUCCGACUUCGAAUUCUCGGCUUUUCUUUGGUUGUGCCUUCUCUUUGAUCAUCUUUCCAGAUUGUCGGCGAAA
Messenger RNA from Stylophora pistillata, 6438 nucleotides. RefSeq lists its product as uncharacterized. NCBI's taxonomy places the organism in Eukaryota, Metazoa, Cnidaria, Anthozoa, Scleractinia, Pocilloporidae. Gene Ontology annotation, molecular function: calcium ion binding. The record is from RefSeq and is a predicted model, not a curated record.